This is a messenger RNA of Suillus subaureus, 762 nucleotides long. RefSeq lists its product as uncharacterized. Bases 1 to 762 code for a protein of 253 amino acids. Lineage: Eukaryota; Fungi; Basidiomycota; Agaricomycetes; Boletales; Suillaceae. The record is from RefSeq and is a predicted model, not a curated record. The transcript is spliced from 5 exons.
AUGCGCUGGCUUGCAACCGCUUUCACAAUCCAGGUCCUUGCUUCGCUGGUCGAAGCAGCCAUCAUGAAUAUUACAGACACGCGGAACAUACGAGACAACCGAUACGCUAAAGCACACUACCUACCUGAAUCACACUCCUUCGACCCAAGAGACGGAUGGGAACCUGUCAAUAUCUCCAAUCUGAACUACAAGUAUCUCGCGUCAAGUCACAAGGAUCACUCCUUCCAUAGAGCACUGCGCAGGUCGUCCCAAAACAACACGUCUGCCGGUACCAGAACAUCGAAAUACGAAGAAAAGCACGAAAAAACCUCAAAUGCAACCACGACCACUGGAUUUUUAGGAACCGUGGUCUCAAGCCUUACUUCUAUCUUUGCGGGAUGUAUGGGCAAGGGACCCUCGGAGGGCGUCACCGUAACUUGGUAUACUGGCCAUGACCUAGAGAAUCCCAGUUGUUGGAGUAACGGAGGAUGGGCACCAACAGACAAGUCUUUCGUGGGCGCCGUCACCUUGGAUGGUUGGACGACAAAGCCACAAUGCUUCGCGUUCAUCGAACUUUGCAACGGCAAGACGUGUAUAUUUAUUCGUGUCGUGGACACUUGUGCUGGGUGCACCAAAGGAUCUCGUCACGUCGAUCUCACCAAGGCGGCAUUCAGCGAACUGGCGAGUCUGGAUGAAGGCGUACUGACCGUGCAGAUGCGACAAGCAACAGACCCCGAUAACUGGGACAAUGACUUGUGGGGGCCACGGACCGCCAAAUCCUGA